Messenger RNA from Bathycoccus prasinos, 999 nucleotides. RefSeq lists its product with no specific name. Lineage: Eukaryota; Viridiplantae; Chlorophyta; Mamiellophyceae; Mamiellales; Bathycoccaceae. The record is from RefSeq and is a predicted model, not a curated record. The transcript has a single exon. Bases 1 to 999 code for a protein of 332 amino acids.
AUGCCGUCAUUCUUCGGCUUGGAAAUUCCUCCGAACAACAAACCGAUCAAGUUCCGCCCGGACGUGGCCACGACCGUGGUCGUCUGCCAAGCCGCGUUAGGGCAACCAGUAGUAUCAUCUUUGUCUUCUCCCACACCAUCGGCGGCGGCGUCCAUUUUCGUCCAAACUUCAUCCGUGACCGGUGACGAUGAAAACGACGAGAAGAAGACUAAAAAGAAACUCCUGUGCAUUGGAACCUUGCGCGAUGUGUCGUGCGAACAGUUUUCCUUCGGGACUGGGCUGACGUUCGCCAGCGGGGAGACGGUAACCGUGACGCAAAACGGGAAAGGGAGAGCGGUGUAUUUAAGCGGGAGGAUCGAGGAGGACGACGAGUUCGACGACGACGAGGAUGAUUCUGAUGACGACGAUUUCAGCGACGACGAGGAAGACGACGACGAGUCGUCGGAUGACGAUGAACUCGAUGAGUCAGACGACGAUGAUUUUGAGGAAGACGAGGAUGAAAGCGAGAGCGAUGGAGAGGAUUUCAUGAAGCGAGCGGCAAAGUUGGCGAAAGCGGCGGCGGAAGCGAGAGAAGAGGACGACGAAGACGAUAUGCCGGCGGUGAAGCUCGAUCGAGCGAAGAAGAACAAGAACGAGAAAGAAGAGAGCGAUGACGACGACGAGGACGAGUUCGCAGAGCUCGAGGAUGGAGACGAGGAUGAUGGACCGAGUUCUUCGAGCGAAGAAGAUGAGUCCGACGACGAUGAUGACGAGAGCGAAGAGGAAGAAGAAGAAAAAUCGUCGUCUUCUUCGGACGAUGAAUCAUCGGAAGAUUCGGAUUCGGAGCCUUCCUCUUCAGAUGAAGGAGGGAAGAAGCGAAAGAGAGGUGGCGUAGACGAAAAAGCGGCGAAACAUUUCGAUAAGAAGAGUAGCGGUGGCAGAGGUGGCGGUAGAGGCGGAGGCAGAGGCAGAGGGGGCAGAGGCGGAGGCAGAGGCGGCGCCUUUAACAAACGCCGAUGA